Aegilops tauschii subsp. strangulata is the source of this 3773-nucleotide messenger RNA. RefSeq lists its product as uncharacterized. The record is from RefSeq and is a predicted model, not a curated record. NCBI's taxonomy places the organism in Eukaryota, Viridiplantae, Streptophyta, Magnoliopsida, Poales, Poaceae. Gene Ontology annotation, biological process: protein phosphorylation. Gene Ontology annotation, molecular function: protein kinase activity; receptor serine/threonine kinase binding; ATP binding.
AGGGAUGCACAGGACCAGAGAGAUGAGGAGAAGAUAGAACACAGAGACACCCAAAGCAGGGCCCGAUGCACUGGACACCCUUCUCCCACAAGGCAUAAAUAGCUCAAAAGACAAAGCCAUUCUUGACACACAGAGAACAUAUUCCCCUCCCCUUCAGUGUGAAGCUCACGCCUCUCGCCUCCAUUUUCAUGUGAAGCUUCUCAAGAUUCUUGCAUGCCUUUGCCGUUCCCUCUAUCUACCCAUCUACCACCUCUCUAUCUCUGCAUCCACCCGUUUAUCUGUCUCUCCAAGUCUCUAUAAGCUCACUGAAACAGCAGCAAUGGCAUUGCCAAUGGCUGCGUAUUCUAGCUAGUUCCUCACCACAUUUCGCAAGCUGCAAGAAUUGUAGGCCAGAUGAAGGCUCUUCAUCCUUUUGCCUUGCUCCCCUUCUUGAUUUUUCUUCUACUAUCCACCGAUAAUGCCAGUGGCUAUGGACAUGGCGAGGCGUUGCAUGGAGAUGCGCUGGCCUUGCUCUCCCUCAAGGCCUCCCUCAGCUGCCGCCCCCACGUGCUGCGCUCGUGGCUGCCGGGCAAUGUCGCCUCGGUGUGCGAGUGGACCGGCGUCCGCUGCGCCGGCGGCAGAGUGGUCUCCGUCGACAUCGCCAACAUGAACGUGUCCACUGGCGCGCCCGUGACGGCCGAGGUGACUGGGCUCGCCGCGCUUGCGAACCUCUCCCUCGCCGGGAACGGCAUCGUGGGCGCGGUGGUCGUGUCCGCCCUCCCGGAGCUCCGCUACGUCAAUGUCUCCGGCAACCAGCUCGGCGGCGGCCUCGACGGCUGGGACUUCCCGUCGCUCCCCAGCCUCGAGGUGUUCGACGCCUACGACAACAACUUCUCCUCCUCGCUCCCGCCCGGCGUGACGGCGCUGGCGCGGCUCCGGUACCUUGACCUUGGCGGCAAUUACUUCUCCGGGGUGAUACCCGCGUCGUACGGCGGGAUGCUGGCUCUGGAGUACCUGUCCCUCAACGGCAACAACCUGCAGGGCGCCAUCCCGCCGGAGCUCGGCAACCUGACGAGCCUCAGGGAGCUCUACCUCGGGUACUACAACGCAUUCGACGGCGGCAUCCCGGCGGAGCUCGGCCGGCUGCGCAACCUCACCAUGCUGGACGUCUCCAACUGCGGCCUCACCGGGAGCAUCCCGUCGGAGCUCGGCGGGCUCGCCUCUCUCGACACGCUGUUCCUCCACACCAACCAGCUGACGGGCGAAAUCCCGCCGGAGCUCGGCCACCUCACGGCGCUCACCAGGCUGGACCUGUCCAACAACGCGCUCACCGGCGAGGUGCCGAGCACCCUGGCGUCCCUCACCUCGCUCCGGCUGCUCAACCUGUUCCUCAACCGGCUCCACGGCCCGGUCCCUGACUUCGUGGCCGCGCUGCCGCUGCUGGAGACGCUGCAGCUCUUCAUGAACAACUUCACCGGCCGCGUCCCGGCGGGCCUCGGCGCCAACGCGGCGCUCCGGCUCGUCGACCUGUCAUCGAACCGGCUCACCGGCAUGAUCCCCGAGAUGCUGUGCUCCUCCGGCGAGCUGCACACCGCCAUCCUCAUGAACAACUUCCUCUUCGGCCCCAUCCCCGGGCCGCUCGGCUCGUGCGCGAGCCUCACCCGGGUCCGGUUCGGCCACAACUACCUCAACGGCACCAUUCCCGCCGGCUUCCUCUACCUCCCGCGGCUCAACCUGCUGGAGCUGCAGAACAACCUGCUCUCCGGUCCGGUCCCGUCGAACCCGAGCCCGACCCUAGCCGGUUCGCAGCUGGCUCAGCUCAACCUGUCCAACAACCUGCUGUCCGGGCCGCUGCCUGCCGCGCUGGCCAACCUCUCCGCGCUGCAGACGCUGCUGGUCAGCAACAACCGUCUCGCCGGCGCCGUGCCGCCGGAGGUGGGCGAGCUCCGGCUGCUCGUGAAGCUCGACCUCAGCGGCAAUGAGCUGUCCGGGCCGAUACCGGAGGCCAUCGGCCGGUGUGGGCAGCUCACGUACAUUGACCUCAGCACCAACAACCUGUCUGGUCCUAUCCCAGAGGCCAUCGCCGGGAUAAGAGUGCUGAAUUACCUCAACCUGUCGAGGAACCAGCUCGAGGAGUCCAUCCCCGCGGCGAUCGGGGCGAUGAGCAGCCUCACGGCGGCCGACUUCUCCUACAACGACCUGUCCGGCCAGCUGCCGGACACGGGCCAGCUGAGGUACCUGAACGAGACGGCGUUCGCGGGCAACCCGAGGCUGUGCGGGCCGGUGCUGAACCGGCCCUGCAACAUCAGCAGCGACACCGGCGGGUCGACGGCCGUCAGCCCGCGGCGGGCGACGGCGGGGGACUACAAGCUGGUGUUCGCGCUGGGGCUGCUGGCGUGCUCGGUGGUAUUCGCCGUGGCGGCCGUGCUGCGCGCGAGGUCGUACCGCGGCGGGCCGGACGGCGCGUGGCGGUUCACGGCGUUCCACAAGGUGGACUUCGGCAUCGCUGAGGUGAUCGAGUGCAUGAAGGACGGGAACGUGGUGGGCCGCGGCGGCGCCGGCGUGGUGUACGCGGGGCGGGCGCGGUCGGGCGGCGCGAUCGCGGUGAAGCGGCUGAACGGCGGCGGGCGGCACGACCACGGGUUCCGCGCGGAGAUCCGGACGCUGGGCAGCAUCCGGCACCGGAACAUCGUGCGGCUGCUGGCCUUCUGCACCAACGACCGGGAGGCGAACGUGCUGGUGUACGAGUACAUGGGCGGCGGCAGCCUCGGCGAGGUGCUCCACGGCAAGGGCGGCGGGUUCCUGGCGUGGGACCGGCGGUACCGGAUCGCGCUGGAGGCGGCGCGCGGGCUCUGCUACCUGCACCACGACUGCAGCCCGAUGAUCGUGCACCGCGACGUCAAGUCCAACAACAUCCUCCUCGGCGACGACCUGGAGGCCCACGUGGCGGACUUCGGGCUGGCCAAGUUCCUCCGCUCCGGCUCCGGCGGCGGCGCGGCCAACGCCGGCGCCUCCGAGUGCAUGUCCGCCGUCGCCGGGUCGUACGGCUACAUCGCGCCAGAGUACGCGUACACCUUGAGAGUGGACGAGAAGAGCGACGUGUACAGCUUCGGCGUCGUCCUGCUGGAGCUCGUCACCGGCAGGCGGCCGGUGGGGGACUUCGGCGAAGGGGUGGACAUCGUGCAGUGGGCGAAGCGGGUCACCGACGGCCGGCGGGAGAGCGUGCCCAAGGUCGUCGACCGCCGGCUGAGCACGGUGCCCAUGGACGAGGUGUCCCACCUCUUCUUCGUGUCCAUGCUCUGCGUCCAGGAGAACAGCGUGGAGCGCCCGACGAUGAGGGAGGUGGUGCAGAUGCUGUCCGAGUUCCCCCGCCACGCCUCCAGCCAGCCCUCGCCGUCGUCGGCGCCGGAGCCGGAGAAGGAGCCCAACUGCUACAAGCUGUUCCCGGAUCUGCUGAACUAAGUCCGGCAGAAUAAAUCAAGCAGCAAAUUGACGUUGCUACUACAGAGUACUCAGGGCUGAAUUACAGCACUACUAAUUGGGGCUAGCAUUCUACAGUUCUUGGGUAGAUCGACAGUGAGGGUGACAGGAGACGGGGAAGAGCAAUAAACAUGUAACUUUGUUUUUCCCCUUCUCAUCUUCUUUUCUACUAUAUCUUCUUUUCUUUUCAUCAAAGGUGUAUAGGGUGUGAUCAUAUGCUACUACCAUCUAGGGGUUUGUGCUGUCCAAUGUAAUAGUCAUCUCCAUCAUGGCUUUGGCCCUUUGUAAUCUCCUGGUAAUCUUCAGCCACCAUC